AUUCUUCUGGGGCGCUCGCAUGCUGUCCGGAGACUAACUCUGCCUCCUUUAACUGCUUGGCUCUGCCUCCCUGACCCGACUCUGGUGUCUGUACUCGGCUCCCCUUCGUUGGCGACUGGGCCGCCACUCCCUCUCCUCUGCUUCCGUGCAAAUGCAGUUCCUGCAUACCCUCACAGCUUUGUGGAGCCACUCUCAUCAGCGACACAUACCCCUAUUUAUGCUACCCCUCAACGCUCUGCCUCCGCCACCCCCAUCCCGAUCCCGACCCCGAAGACGCCGUCGCAGUCCCGGUCGGCUCGGUCGCUCAUGAACGACCCUCUCCUCAAGGGCAUUCCGCAGUACAAUCCCAACGACCCGAAUCAGUCCAUCCCGCGAACGGUCUACCAGCGGCUGUUCAGCAAACUUCAAUCCUUUGCCGAGUCGGACGAGGUUGUUGUCAAAUAUCCCAAGACCUUGGCCAAGAUGCGGCUGCUCUUCCCUGGGAAGUUCAAAUCCACUUCUGCAAGCUCGUUCCGCUCCAUUCGACGGGCCCGCGCAGCCGAGAGCCGCCGCCUGGAUCGCAAUACCAAACUCAUGGAAGGCCGUGGAAUUUCGCCGGCCCGCGGCCUCCGCAACACGAGGCGCAACCAUGGCAACUACCUGCGUAUCACCGACUCGUACAUGUGCGACCUGGACGCCGACCCGGACCAGACGAUCCCACUUCCGUCAAACCAAGUCUAUGUUCUCGGACAGUCUCUGCCGCUCAAUCCCGAGGGCCAUGUGCGCAUCGUGCGGAUAUAUGGCCGGGACGAGAACGAGGUGCUCAAGAGCCACCUGCUCAUCAGCCUGUAUGAGGCCGCGAGCCAGCUCCUGGUGGAUGAGUUCAACCGCAUCGCCAUCACGACGUCGGCCCUGGACUCGAUCUUUGAGUAUGGGCUCUCGUGCGAGAUUGUGGUGGACGAAGUCACGAACGAAGUCAUGGGGGUUGUCAAGUACGUUGUCUUGAAGCGCUAUGUCUAUGUGGAUACGCUGGCUAUUGCCUCAAACUACCAAAGGCGGGGAAUCGGCUCACUCCUGAUGAACCGCAUGAAACAGAUCUCGAUCGAACGAUCCAGGCCCAUCUUUCUGUAUGCGACCUGCUCGGCUGUCGAGUUCUACCAGAAGCAAGGCCUCAAAAUCUCCACGACAUGGCACUCGGGCGACGCCGAGACGGCCGUCUACAUGGAAUCUGACGAAACCGCCUGGAGCCUCAGCCAGCCGUUCUUCCAGAUCGUUCCGCCGUGCCAUCCCCACUCGCUGCUGACGCUGUAUCUCCACCAAGGCGACCAGGAAACGUUUGGGGCGCCGGACUUCAACAUCCAAGUUUUCACAAAGUACCCUAUCGAAUACUCGAUUGUCUCGGGCCGGCCAAAGAAGCGGGACAACCACUUGGGCCCUGCCAUCUAUCCGCGGCGCGCACAAGUGAAGCAGCCGUCGUUCAACGGCUCGGCGUCGUUGCUGUCGUCGUCGCUGUCGUCGAUAUCCGGCGUGCCAUCGCCGACAUUCACGCCGCCCAGCCUGUCGCCCUCGCCGAGCUCAUCGCUGAUGUCGUCCCCGCAGUUUGCGUCGCUGCCCAGCAUGCUGCGGUCCAGCUCCAAGCUCAUUGGCGAACCGCUGUCCCUGGCAACUGUGGCCAAGUACUAUGAGUACGAGCUCAGCGACCUGCACAGCGACGACGACCUGUGCUCGAUGGUGGACCUGGACGAGGGCCCGCACAGCUUCUCGCACUUUGGUGGCUUCUCUAGCUUCCUCUAUGGAGAGUCGACCGGCUCGGGACUGUCGACUCGAACCAGCUCGACGUUGUCACAAGGACAGACGUCCUCGUCUGACACCACCUUUGAGAUGCAGCUGGAGAACGACAUGAUGAGCGAAAGCGGCUAUGCACCCUCGCCGAUGAUGCUGCAGCCGUUCCCGCUGACCAUGCGCUCGGUAUCUGCGCCGAGCCGGAGCAACACAAGCACAAGCAUCAACAACAUCGGCAGCAGCAGCAGCAGCGGCAGCGGUAGCAGCAGCCGAUAUCUGUCUGUGCCAGGCGCAAGCAGCUUCCGAGACCGACGAUGACGCGGGACAUGAUCCGCGGCUCGCGUG
This is a messenger RNA of Polychytrium aggregatum, 2106 nucleotides long. RefSeq lists its product as uncharacterized. The coding region runs from base 307 to 2079 and encodes 590 amino acids. Lineage: Eukaryota; Fungi; Chytridiomycota; Chytridiomycetes; Polychytriales. The record is from RefSeq and is a predicted model, not a curated record. Gene Ontology annotation, molecular function: acyltransferase activity, transferring groups other than amino-acyl groups. The transcript is spliced from 5 exons.